Molecule: messenger RNA, 1191 nt
Organism: Lobosporangium transversale
Lineage: Eukaryota; Fungi; Mortierellomycota; Mortierellomycetes; Mortierellales; Mortierellaceae
Exons: 1
Coding region: 48-704 (218 amino acids)
Source: RefSeq, a predicted model, not a curated record
AAAAAAAACACAUUCCUGAAGAAAAAAAAAAAAAAAAUACAUCCGCCAUGUCCAACCCCGAUCAUAAUAAUUAUGGCCUACGUUCUCCAUUGACACAAGCAAUCGGGACCAAGGAUCCAUCCACACCAGAGUCUUAUAUCACAAAUCCAUCCACAUUAUACGCUCUUAACCAAGAUAGUAUAAGUCAAUCUGUCCCAUAUCCACAAGGGAAUAUCAACGUUCCCCAUUACAUUGUUCCCUGUUCUGGGUUAUCUGAAUUCAAGCCUGAUGAGCGUCAAUUGGCGUUCUGUCCGUCUUUGGAUGGAGAGCACUUCUUCGCCCCCAUUGAUGAAAUGGACAAAGAGAGCAAGAGGGAGGAGCUCGAACAAAUGGUCGCAAUAUACCCAUACAAUCUGCUGCAAAAGUACUCAGCCCCGCCAAUCACAGAUGUACCAUGGCUCGAGAACCAAAAACCUAAUCAACAAUUCGAUAACGAACUGGCCUCCAUUCAAUCACAAUUAGCCCAGAUCACCCGACCAUUGGACAAAUUCAUGGUGGACACUCUUGCCGACGAUCACUAUGAUGCUCAACAAACAAAUGGCCUUAUCAGCUUUGCCAACAAAAUGCGUCAUCUUAUCCAAACCCUCUGUCAUUCGAUCCACAGAUCUCGUAUCCAAAACCUCCAAAAAGCACGCGGUAUGUUCUUUUUGUUCACAAUGAUUUAAUCUCAAACACAGAUUACCAUGAUUGUCUGUGCUCAAAUGUUCGUCUGUUAGUGUUGUUAGUGUUAUUAGUUAAUAUUGUUGUGUGAGAGUGUUAGGGGAGGCGGGGAGGCUUGUUCUGGUUUCCUUUUUUGGACGGAUCCAAGUGGAGUUCUUGUAACUGUGGGCUAACCAAAAAAGGAAGCAACAAUAUUCACAUCACAUUUCUGCACAAAAAAAAGUUCGCAUACGUCUCCUUGCACCUGCAUGGCACCGCAUGCAGUUGAGGCUUCUCUUUCAUCCUUGCUUUCCUAUCCUUGUCUUCUUUCCAUUCUUGUCUUCUUUCUCCUUUCAUGAUGUCCCUUUUUUCUUUUAUUUUCUUUUUCUUCGCUAUGUUAUUUAUCUUCUGUUUGCAUCUAGAUGAUCAUUCAUCUAGAUUACAGACAAGCAUUAGUACUAUUCGUUAGAUCCACAGUCAUUUUUUAUUUUCAUCCUUUCCCGCGGAAUGGCU